Messenger RNA from Danaus chrysippus (African queen), 387 nucleotides. Lineage: Eukaryota; Metazoa; Arthropoda; Insecta; Lepidoptera; Nymphalidae. The record is from the annotation of a GenBank genome assembly.
AUGUACCAUCAACUGAGCCGAGUUACAGGCAGGCUUGUCGCCUCUACUCAUCUGCAGAGCCCACUAUUUCCAGUUGCACCAAUUGCCUUGCAACGGGUGGAGGCUCCAGUUAUCCAAUACAACACGUCUCAUAUGUCCACUGUUACUGAACAAGCAUGCCCCGCUGGCCCUAAGCGUAUGAUGCCCGGCACCAACGUCCCUUACCCUCCUCUCAGUGACAAAAUCAAGCAGCGCCAGGCUCAGUUCCAGAAAGAGGAUGAUGUGCCGGUAUUCUUGAAGGGAGGUCCAUUUGAUGCGGUGCUGUACCGUUUCACAAUGCUCCUCUGUGUUGUCGGUUUGGGUGGUAUCGCCCACACAAUCUACUCUCACGCUGUACCCAAGAACUAA